CGUGAAAGAUGAAACACAGGGCAGAACGCAACCAUGUCUGUGUCAGAUCUACAUACAUUGUCUUGACUGGGAGAACUGCACAAUGGCAACUAAGGCAGUGAAGGCGUCGGUGGAGGGAAGGUCCGCCCCUGGCGUCCUGGCAGAUGCCCGGUGAACGCCUCGUCCAUGCCCGGUGAACAUUGCCCACCCCCUCGCCUGCGGAGCCCAGGCUGUUUAGAUCCAUUUUCAACGGGGGCCCUAGUACAUUUGAAGGGGGACACAGAUUGGAAACAAUUCUUCAUACAUCAUCUUAUAAGGUUCAUGUCUUUUAGAUUAAGCUGUUCAGCUAACAGCGUCAUGAGCAGAAGCAAGCGUGAAAAUAACUUCUACAGCGUAGAGAUUGGGGAUUCUACAUUCACUGUACUGAAACGAUACCAGAACUUAAAACCCAUUGGUUCAGGAGCACAGGGCAUAGUAUGUGCAGCCUACGACUCUAUCCUUGAAAGAAACGUUGCAAUCAAGAAGCUAAGUCGGCCAUUUCAGAAUCAAACUCAUGCAAAAAGAGCCUACAGAGAGCUUGUUCUCAUGAAGUGUGUAAACCACAAAAAUAUCAUUGGCCUUUUGAAUGUCUUUACCCCACAGAAAUCACUGGAAGAAUUUCAAGAUGUUUACAUAGUGAUGGAACUCAUGGAUGCAAAUCUCUGCCAGGUGAUUCAGAUGGAGCUUGACCAUGAACGAAUGUCCUAUCUUCUCUAUCAGAUGCUGUGUGGCAUUAAACAUCUCCAUUCAGCUGGGAUUAUUCAUAGGGAUUUGAAACCUAGUAAUAUAGUAGUAAAAUCUGACUGCACUUUGAAGAUUCUUGACUUCGGGCUGGCCAGAACAGCAGGAACCAGCUUUAUGAUGACACCUUAUGUAGUGACUCGUUACUACAGAGCACCAGAAGUUAUCCUAGGAAUGGGAUACAAAGAAAAUGUUGACAUUUGGUCAGUGGGGUGCAUCAUGGGAGAAAUGAUCAAAGGUGGUGUAUUAUUUCCUGGUACAGACCAUAUUGAUCAGUGGAAUAAAGUUAUUGAACAGUUAGGGACACCAUGUCCUGAAUUCAUGAAGAAACUACAACCAACAGUGAGAACAUAUGUGGAAAACAGGCCUAAAUAUGCUGGCUAUAGUUUUGAGAAGCUUUUCCCAGAUGUCCUUUUUCCAGUUGACUCUGAGCACAAUAAACUCAAAGCCAGUCAGGCAAGAGAUUUGUUAUCCAAAAUGCUGGUGAUAGAUGCAUCAAAAAGAAUCUCAGUAGAUGAAGCUUUGCAGCACCCAUACAUCAAUGUCUGGUAUGACCCUUCGGAAGCAGAAGCACCUCCUCCAAAGAUACCAGACAAACAACUAGAUGAAAGGGAGCACACGAUAGAAGAAUGGAAAGAGCUGAUUUACAAGGAAGUUAUGGACCUGGAGGAAAGAACCAAGAACGGAGUUAUACGUGGACAGCCGCCUCCUUUAGGUGCAGCAGUGAUCAGUAGCUCUCGGCAUCCAUCUUCAUCGUCAUCUGUCAAUGAUGUGUCGUCAAUGUCCACUGACCCAACACUGGCCUCUGAUACAGACAGCAGUCUGGAAACAUCAGCAGGUCCCUUAGGGUGCUGUAGAUGACUACUUGAUGUAAGGGCUGGGGGGAGGGGUCUUUUAGUUGCAGAAAUCAGGGGUAUUAUUUGGGGGCAACUUCAGAGGUAAAGUGGGUUUGAUUUGAGAGUGCUAAUUUUGAAUUGUUAAGUUGUUUUAAUAGCAAGCCACAGUGCUUCCCUGUAAUUAAAUGUACAGUGUUAAACUUAAUUUUUAUCACGGAUUUGAAAAGCUACAUGUUUUAUUACUGUGAUGCUCACUUUGUUUUUUUUAAAUUGCCUAUGUAAUAUAUGUGUUAUUAAAUGUCUUCCAUUUGCUACA
Messenger RNA from Pogona vitticeps (central bearded dragon), 1911 nucleotides. RefSeq names its product mitogen-activated protein kinase 8 (gene MAPK8). Gene Ontology annotation, biological process: protein phosphorylation. The record is from RefSeq and is a predicted model, not a curated record. Lineage: Eukaryota; Metazoa; Chordata; Lepidosauria; Squamata; Agamidae. Gene Ontology annotation, molecular function: MAP kinase activity; ATP binding.